CUGAACUUCACAUAAUACAUUUUCAUCAACGACUUGUUCCCACCCUUUCUGUACCACCCAAGGAAACUCGAAAGAAAAGGAUCCGGCUCUGGUCAAGUUCUGCGUGCAGCAGGGGAGCAGAAUAUGGCUGCACAUAAAAACGGGAGUUUGAUACAUAUAAUAAAUAGAGCCAGUGUAUACUUCAAAAACGGCAGCUACCGAAAGAGAAUUUUAUUGACCUCUCUGAAACCUGUUCAGUGUCAGAGGCGAACAGUCUCCAGCAUCGGCGAUAGGAACACGAACUUGACACCGCACUUGAGCUCAAAUCUCGCUGGAUGGUCAUACAAGGAGUUAUACGAAUUGUCUGUGAAAGAUCCGGAAACAUUUUGGGGAUCAAUUGCUGAAGAGAGGCUUACAUGGAAUAAGCCAUUCGAUCAAGUGAGGGACUGCGAAAUUACUAGUGGGAAAAUCAAUUGGUUUCUUGGGGGACAGUUGAACGUUUCUGUGAAUUGUUUGGAUGUGCAUGUUGCCAAGCAUCCUGACAGAGUCGCCCUGGUCUGGGAGAGGGAUGAACCUGGGACGGAGGUAAAGAUCACCUAUAGGGAGCUACUUGAGACUACCUGCCGCCUAGCCAACACCCUGAAGAGGCAUGGGGUCAACAAAGGUGACCGGGUGGCCAUUUAUAUGCCAGUGUCGCCCAUCGCCGUGGCUGCCAUGCUUGCGUGCGCUCGUAUCGGUGCUGUGCACACGGUGGUGUUUGCUGGGUUCAGCUCAGAGGCCCUGGCUGGGAGGAUUCAAGAUGCCCAGUGUAAAGCUGUGAUCACGUGUAACCAAGGUGUGAGGGGAGGCCGGUUCAUAGACCUGAAACCUACAGUAGAUGCUGCAGUGAAGAACUGCCCCACUGUCCAACAUGUGUUUGUGGCCCAGAGGACCACUAACCCAACUCCCAUGGGCAAACUAGACAUCCCAUUGGAGGAGGCGAUGGCCAGUGAGUCUGCACAGUGUGCUCCAGAGCCUAUGGGCAGUGAGGAGAUGCUUUUUAUGCUCCACACGUCAGGCAGUACAGGCAAGCCCAAGGGCAUUGUCCACACACAGGCUGGCUAUCUGCUCUAUGCUGCACUGACUCACCAGUAUGUCUUCGACUACCAUCCGGGCGAUGUGUUUGGCUGUGUGGCAGACAUUGGCUGGGUGACUGGUCAUAGCUAUGUGGUGUAUGGUCCUCUGUGUAAUGGUGCCACCACUGUCCUCUUUGAGAGCACUCCUGUGUACCCAGACCCCGGGCGAUACUGGGAAACAGUUGAGCGACUGGGCAUUAACCAGUUCUACGGUGCUCCCACUGCCAUCAGGCUGCUGCUGAAAUAUGAGGAGAGCUGGGUAAAAAAGUAUGACAGGUCCUCCCUCAAGACCCUCGGCUCUGUGGGGGAGCCUAUCAAUCACGAGGCAUGGGAGUGGUUCUACAACGUGGUGGGAGAUGGAAGAUGCCCCCUAGUGGAUACAUGGUGGCAGACAGAGACGGGAGGUGUGUGUAUUGCUCCAAGGCCAGCUGAAGAGGGUGCUGAAAUUGUUCCGGCCAUGGCCAUGAGGCCCUUCUUUGGCAUUCAGCCUGUUCUCAUGGAGGAGAAGGGUAAGCCUAUAUCAGGAAAUGAUGUCAGUGGAGCCCUUUGUAUUGGCCAACCAUGGCCUGGAAUGGCCCGGACCAUCUUUGGGGACCACAAGAGAUUUGUGGAUGCAUACUUCAAACCAUAUCCUGGUCUUUACUUCACUGGGGAUGGAGCAUAUCGGUCUAAAGAAGGCUACUAUCAGAUAACUGGGCGUAUGGAUGAUGUUAUCAACAUUAGUGGCCACCGAUUGGGUACUGCUGAAAUUGAGGAUGCCCUGGAUGAACACCCAGCCGUUCCUGAGACUGCGGUGAUUGGUAUUUCCCAUGAUAUCAAAGGAGAGGUUCCCUUUGCCUUUGUGGUUUUGAAAGAAGACCCUUCCCUGAACCACACAGCAGUCGUUAAAGAGCUGAGAGACCUGGUGGCCACUAAGAUAGCAAAGUAUGCUGUCCCUGACCACUUUCUGGUAGUGAAGAGACUUCCCAAGACACGCUCUGGGAAGAUCAUGAGGAGAAUCCUGCGGAAGGUGGCUAUGGAGCAGACAGGAGACCUGGGCGAUGUGUCCACUCUGGAUGACCCAUCUGUUGUCUCAGAGAUCAUCAAGGCCUAUGCUCAGUACAAGAGCCUGACAUCUCAGAAUAAAUAAUGAAGUAGGCUUUAUCACUGCUAAGACGUUGUGUUGGCAACUUGGCACUGGUCACUUGAGUAACAGCUCACUUCACUCACUCCAUUCUGAAUUUUAUACUGUGCUGAAGCUGAGUUAGUUUUAUGACCACAGUCCUUCAGUUGUUCACUAUGUAUGGCUCAUUUAUAUAAGACACAAGACACUCAAGAUAGAUACAGUCUGGGAUGUAUGUUUCCUGACCGUUGUUCAACCCAUGUUAGUAGGCCAAUGGACAUUUUAAAAUCAAAACACAACCUUCAUUUAUUUACCUGUUGUGAUGCACGGAUGUUCCAAACUCUGUUUUAGAAGAGACUGAGUUUAUGAACAAAAUUAUCAGAACUACACUUGGUAGUCAAUUUUGACGCUAGAAUAACUGUUUCUUACUCAUAUAGAUGCCACAUAUGCAGUUUUCAAAGGGAUUCUUGCUUUUUAAAGGCAGUUCUCUUUAAAGCUGCAAUAUGCAAGUCUAAGAAGUGGUAGAUCUGUUCUUUGUGCGCUAUUUCUAUGCUUCCCCUUCUUAAAUUUCGUUUUUGGGUCUUUUAACUUUCAGUUUUGUACACCAGCUUCAAACAGCUGAAAAUACAAUAUAUUUUUUAUGAAAAAUAUAUUUCACAGGGGUUUGAUGGUAAAAUUACUCUACACUAUACCUGCUUGUUUUGUCACAUCAACUGAAAUUAGGCGAACAAUUAGAGUUUUAGCAACCAGGAAAUGGCGAAGCGAUUUCUGCAUAGUACAUCUUUUAAAUAAGAAAAGGUGCUGUAAUGAAUUAUGAAUAAUUCAUCCAGAAUAAUGGUGUUUUAUAUAUGUUAUCUUUAUAAAGGUCCCAUUUAAACAAAUGUUAUGAAAUAAAAAUAAAUUGCUCAAGGACGUGUUCACUUGAUUGAAACAUUUACUUGAGAAUUAACUUUUUUUCCAGAUUCAUUCUUUAUAAUAUCAAUGCCAUCUUGAAAUUAUAACAGAAUUAAUUGACUUUACGUUGUAAAUUCUUACAAAAAAUAAAGCAACUAACAAAAAUGAGCACUGUUUUUUUGCCUUGUCAAUUGCUGUUGUAUAUGUAUCGCAUAUAUACGGAAUAAAAUAUCGAAGAACUA
Molecule: messenger RNA, 3332 nt
Organism: Salvelinus namaycush (lake trout)
Lineage: Eukaryota; Metazoa; Chordata; Actinopteri; Salmoniformes; Salmonidae
Gene: acss1
Product: acyl-CoA synthetase short chain family member 1
Exons: 14
Coding region: 124-2223 (699 amino acids)
Cellular component (GO): mitochondrion
Molecular function (GO): acetyl-CoA synthetase activity; AMP binding
Source: RefSeq, a predicted model, not a curated record